Messenger RNA from Lineus longissimus, 5566 nucleotides. RefSeq names its product protein EFR3 homolog B-like. Gene Ontology annotation, biological process: protein localization to plasma membrane. Gene Ontology annotation, cellular component: plasma membrane. Bases 103 to 2541 code for a protein of 812 amino acids. Lineage: Eukaryota; Metazoa; Nemertea; Pilidiophora; Heteronemertea; Lineidae. The transcript is spliced from 21 exons. The record is from RefSeq and is a predicted model, not a curated record.
CUACAACAUAAUAGGGUUGUCAAACUUUCUCUAUUUUCAUGAAUUUCUUUGAAAUAUUAUGCCUUUAAUUGCUUGGUUCACGUGAUUAAAUUGUUGUUCAAGAUGUCGAUGUGUAUGGCUUGUUGUGCAGACUGUAAGCCACGCUACAAACGUCUCGUUGACAGCAUCUUCCCCACAAACCUCCAAGAUGGCUUAGUAAAAAGUAACAUGGAAAAGUUGACAUUUUACGCACUUUCCUCACCAGAGAAAUUGGAUCGGAUCGGCGACUACCUUGCAAAGAAACUUAGCCAUGAUGUGCACAGGCAUAGAGUUGGUCAUGUGUUUGUUGCAAUGGAAGCUCUGGACCAGCUACUGGUGGCCUGCCAUGCUCAGAGCGUCAAUAUAUUCGUGGAAAGCUUCCUGAAAAUGGUGCAGAAACUACUAGAGUGUGAAGAACCUGAUCUCAAAGUCCUUGCUACAACAUCGUUUGUCAAGUUCUCAAAUGUGGAAGAAGAUACGCCCUCAUAUCAUCGGCGCUAUGAUUUCUUUGUCUCUAAAUUCAGUUCAAUGUGCCAUAACGGGGAUGAAAAUUCUGAAGUAUGCCUAAAAAUUCGUGUGGCUGGUUUGCGUGGUCUGCAGGGGGUAGUCAGGAAAACUGUCAGUGAUGAUUUACAAGUCAAUAUCUGGGAAUCAACACACAUGGACAAGAUUGUGCCGUCACUUUUAUUCAAUCUGCAGGAGAUCAAUGGCUUAAAGGAUCACGACAGCCCUCAUGAUGAGGACAAGCCAGCUGUGGUGGCAGAGAACUGUUUCAGGGAUCUAGUCUGCCGGGCUUCAUAUGGCAAUAUCAAAUCAGUUAUAUCACCAGUACUUAUACACUUGGAUAAUCAUUCACUCUGGGUACCAAAUGACUUUGCUGUCAAAUGCUUUAGGAUGAUCAUGUAUUCUGUGCAGUCGAACUACAGUCAUUUAGUGGUGCAAUUCUUGAUGAGUCAUUUAGAUCGGCACACAAAGAGUGAACCCAAGAUCAAGGCAAGCAUUGUCGAUGUUCUCUCGGAGACGGUGCUCAUUGCCGCAGGAGGUUCAAUAGGUCCGUCUGUUCUAGAAGUGUUCAACACGCUGCUUCGUCAUCUGAGGAUCUCCAUCGACAGCGUGCAGGCUGCAGAUGAGAAACGCUUCCAGGAGGCAAUCAUUAACACAAUCGGUGAAUUCGCCAACAACCUGCCAGACUAUCAGAAGAUCGAAAUCAUGAUGUUUGUGAUGGGGAAGAUGCCAGUGCCAACUGAAGAUGAGCCAGAGGUCAACAGUAGUGACAUACUCUUACAAACCAUGUUACUCAAAACACUACUCAAGGUUGCUACCAAAUAUCGUACCGUGUUACUCGUCAAUGCAUUUCCAUCGGCUUUCCUGGAGCCCCUGCUCAAAAUGUCUGUCGUCAGCGAUAGCGGCAUAAGGCUUAUUGUGCAGAAGAUCCUCCACACACUUCUCGACAGACAUGAAAACAGUGGAGAGCUGCUAACGGUCAGGAUUCCUAAGGACAUUGCUCAGCUUGACCUGUCGAUCGAAUCACCUCCAAGACAAGACAUCAUGUUUAUGAAAAAGCAUGGCAUGUUACUCUGCUAUCAUCUGUACGAGAAUGCCGCCAUGGAAAAUAACAAGAAGGUCGACUUUGAGGCUCUGUACUGUACGUUGGCUUUGCUAUGCAUUGAGACCGGUUCUGAUGAAAUCCUCCCCGAUUUGGUGAAACUCGCAUUGGAGAUUCAGCAACUGGCAACCAAUAACAGCGACUUAACCUUUACUCACCAAUGCAUCAUGCAUGCCAUGGUGGCCGCCUACCUAAAUCUCAUCAGCCAGCUCACGGCCAUUCCGGCUUUGUGUCAACAUGUUACCAAGGUGAUCCAGACGCGAGAGACAGAGGCAGCCCAUCUUCUUCCCGAGACAGCAUUCAAACAGCUUAAGUUACGCAACAGCCCAUCGUCUUCUGAGAUUAAUGAAAUUUGGCUCUUCUCCAAAACUAUGAUCGGCGAAGCCUUGAAGAGUGCAGGUCAUGACACAAGCCGCCUAGACACUCCCUAUGUCAACAAAUUAUCCGGCGUCGGAAUAGAUGUUCCUGACCGAACUGUCAGCAUCAGUGACAUCCACUCUAUGAGCCUUGACGUGGACAGCGUCCAUUCCUCUCCAGGACUCGGACCAAGGGGUCGUACGCGGAGUGACGUCUCUCUUAUGUAUAGGAGGUAUCCAGAGGAACUCAUUACAUAUGAGACAUUAAAAAAAGAGCUGGUUGAGAAUGAUGAGAGAGCCCUAUUGGAGGAGGAGGAGAAGAGCAAAGAAAUCUAUGAGACGUUCAGAAAAGGAACAUUCGAGGAAAUCGUGGCCAAGUCGGAGGCAAAGUCGCAGCAAUUUCAUAACAAACUCAACGAGAUCCUGGAUAUGAUUACCCAGUCGAAUGAGAACUUAACCAGCGUCACAAUGGUACAAGAUCAGAAACCGAAGCUCCCCCAGGAGGAAAACAGCAGUACUAAUGUGUUCGAAAUGCAGUUCCCAGAUCUGUUUGUGUAUUGAGGUGAAGGCAAUAUCUCAUAUUGUAUGUUAACAGCAAAACCAGAAGAAAUUGUGACUGUCUGCAGAAUGGAUGAUGAUGGUAAACGUUGUGUGGUUAAGCCGUGCCAAUUUUAUUGUUUGGUUAACGGACUUCUAGCUACCCCAAAAUGAAAAUUUCAAAUAAAAUGCAUGCUCUGCCAGCAUGAGGCAUGUAAAUAGAACUGCAAAAGGCAGCUUUAUUUAUGCUUUCCUGAUUAUGUUUGAGUUACCAGCCAAUUUUGCAGCUCACGUUUUGUGUGUAUCAGACUCCCCUCUCUAGAGAUGUUAGUCCUCUGGUAGUAUGGCGUAGUCCACUUAUGUGUUGUAUGGUUUAUAUGCAGAUCUCAGUGUAUUCAUUAUCUAAGUUGACUAAAUAUUGUGAUAAGUAGAUCAGAAGAAUGCUCUAAAAAGAUUGGAGCUGAUGGUGCAAAGGUUCUUAUCAAUGUCCGAAGGCAAAGUCACCAAGUAUUGUCCAUUUGAAAAUAAGUGAUAUUCUUUUGGAUGUACAUGUAGCUUCUUCUGUGUUACCUGUAGGUGUAUAUAGUGUACAUAUAUGAAUCUGAUUGUAGAUAUAGUGAUGUGUAUAACUGUCAUAAUUCAGGAACUGAUACCGAAAUGGUCGUAUUAAGAUACAUGAAAGAGGUUUUAUACCAACCACAGAAGUUCUAGUUGUCUCACCAAAACCUCUGUGGUCAAAGUGGGGCUGAUACAUAACCCAUUAUAAAAGUGCAUCAUUGUAACUAAGGUGUUUUAGAAUUGUGUGUUAUACAUGUAGAUGAAGCUACGUGUUUAUAAGGGAAUAAUCCCCCAUUUCUUCUUGUCAUAUUUUGUUGCAACCAUACACCCUGAUGAAGCAGUGGUAAUUGAAAUGGCAAAAGCAUGCUGUGCAUGAAUGCUGCAAUUGCACACUGCAGAGAAGCAGCGAUGUGUGAUAAUUCUCAUUGUGAUAAGUGAUUAAAAAAAUCACUUGUCUGCAAAAGUGCUUGUGGCAGAAUAGGUUUGAUAUCUAUUGUCGUUAUAGCAAUAACCGAUUCCUGUCGCAGGCCCAAGUGAUUGAUGUUACACGUGAUAAAACUUGCUAGUCUGUAGUGUAUUACCAGAAGUGUUGGAACUGAAACUAAUAUACAAUGAUGUCAAAACUUCCCCAGUUUAUGAUCUCUUGUUUGUUAAUACCUUAGUUAGGUUUUAUCAUCGUCAUGAUUGUAUAAGAGGUCGGUUGUUUAGUAGCUCGGGUCUCCUGACUUGCGGUCGAUAUCUUGUACACAAUUUCCACUAUCAUUUGUUAAGAUGGUACACCUUUAAAGGUCUACGCCGUUCGUUAAAAAAAAUUUGAAUUUGUAAUUGAAUUUUAAAAUGUCCAAUUGUGGAAAUAUAUACUAAUUAUAAAUUUCAACACUGUCAUUGUGUAGAGUCCUGAUAUACAAAUACUAUGAAUACCAAGUUUAAACAAAUUAGUACUCACAAUAACUGUGCUACCGCAUUGUGUAUUAGUGGAUUUCUAUUUAACUGGACCACAAGUAAUUACGAACGGUGUACCCCUUUAACAAAUUUUGGUUGGCACUAUCUGCCUCUGUGAAUUUUGCCUGAUUAAAUACAAAAUGAAGAAUUUAAUAUUUCAUACAGAAUAGUUGUGUGAUAUUCAAUAUCUUGAUGUUAUUACAUGUAUGUUUCAUAGCAUCCCCUAUAAUGGACCUUUUGAUGGUUUUAAAAAUAUUGUAAGCCCGUAAAUUAUCAUGUACAGAACUGCAAAAUGAAAUUGAAUAAAUGAAAUAAUAAUAUAAUUAUAUGAUAAUAUUUCUGGAUUUACAGUGCACUUAUUUAAACUGUACGGUUUAGUGUUUCCAUUAUAGGCCGUUGGGUGAUGGACAUUUGAUGUAAUGGUUAAAGGGAACUGACACCGCCCAGCCAGUUCGUAUGACCUCGUUUUCAUUUCCCGCAUAGCGGGUGAUCAGAACGAGGCAUGAAUAAAACAUGGCGCCUAGCUGUCAAUCAUUGAGUGACGUCACUACUAUGGAAUUUACUACGAAAACUCAUGAAUGAAAGAUCGCAUGACUCACGGCUGUUUUCUCGGAGUACAAGUCGGCCAAAUGUUGGGCAACUUCAUCAUUUGUCUUCAAAUUCAACUCCUUCCAUAUUACUUUCCAAAUCGCCAGCGUCUCACGCGAAAUCCAUAGCCGCUGAUCGGCUUUUGAGACCUUUUUUGGUCGCCCCAUUACGCAAACUUUCGACAUGAUUCUCAAUAAUAACAAAUUGAACUGCGCAUGCUCGGGCACUGGGGGCGGAGCUACAAAUCUGAACUCGAACAGGAAGUCAGAAGUUUGACUUUCUCGGGCGGUGAAAGUCGAAAAGUUAGCUGAACCGCUGGGCGGUGUCAGUUCCCUUUAAGAUAUCUCACCAAAUCAGGCCAGUUUUAGCAGGGCUUUGAUGGAGAGUAUUUUAGUAACGAUGCAAAUGCCCGCUGUGAGAGAAUGCUUUAAAUUAACAAGUUGUUCGAGUUGUAUUUUGAAAAGUUCAGCAAGUAAUAUGUCUCAUUCAACUAGAAUCCUAAGACGGGGGGCGGGACCGCUUAUGGGAUGAUUUAGUCACUUUUGUUGUUGUGCAUUUAUAAUAACAAAACCAGUUAAUGAUUUUUUUAACUUCUUUAAGAAGUUUUUUUUUAAUCGCGACCUUGUGUAUUUCGUUUUUAUUCUCGGCUGUAGCAAUUUAUAUUGAGGUGUUUGUUAAUUUUCUUAAAGAUUUUCUUGUGCAGUCUUAUUCUGCUUGUUCAUAAGUUAAGUAGCUCUGAUAAUCGAAUUUUUGUCAUUUAUUUCUAAUAACAUGAUGAGUGGGGUAUUCAAACACUUGAGAAUUAUUCUUUACCCAGUUUUCCUUGUUGUCAAGAGACACAUUUAUCGCCACAUUUCAACAAACAUGAAAAAUUGAUAUUAACCAAUUAAUGAUAUCUUGAUGAGGUUCAUCUGUUAGAUAUUCUGUAGAAAAUAAACGUUUAUCUUGUAAACGAAACAGU